This is a messenger RNA of Grosmannia clavigera kw1407, 558 nucleotides long. RefSeq lists its product as uncharacterized. The transcript has 2 exons. The coding region runs from base 1 to 558 and encodes 185 amino acids. The record is from RefSeq and is a predicted model, not a curated record. NCBI's taxonomy places the organism in Eukaryota, Fungi, Ascomycota, Sordariomycetes, Ophiostomatales, Ophiostomataceae. Gene Ontology annotation, cellular component: mediator complex. Gene Ontology annotation, biological process: regulation of transcription by RNA polymerase II. Gene Ontology annotation, molecular function: transcription coregulator activity.
AUGAUGAGUGCCCCAUCUGGGGGUGCGUCUGGAGAAGCCAAGGAUGGCAUACAGGAGCCUUUCACUCUCGCAGAGCGACUGCAGCAGCUAACGGACAUCGAUAAUGAUAUUACGACCCUUCUGUCUCUCGCAAACAAAGCUCUCAAGCCGUUGUCCUAUCCUAUUGCCGGAUCGGAAGCCCAGCCAGCUGAGGCGCCUAAAGACUUUGCCAACCCGGCAGAAAUCCACACCGAAACGCAAGUCGCUGCCUUCAAAGAGGCCAUGGAUUCUUUUCUUUCUACUCUACAUUCGGUCGACGUGCAGCUUAAGCGACAGAUCUGGGGACUGGAGGAAGCUAGCAUCAUAUCUCUGAAGGAGUCCAAGUCUGCUGGUGUCUCGCUAGAACCCAAUGGCGUGGGCGACAUAGGGGGGCUAGACGUUGGCUGGCUCAACAGCCGUAGCAACAAAGUCGACCGCGACAUGGAGGCGGAGCAGUGGGCGAAAAUGCGAGCUGUCCUAAAGCACACAGGGGAGGCAAAAGCGGGUGCAGCUGAUGCAAAUAUGGAGAUCGAUAUGUGA